AUGGGUGACCGGGAGUCAGGGGGUCCCCGGCAGGCCCGGAGCAGGGUGUCGAGGCUGCUGCACUUGGGGAAGCACCCAGUGACCCCCUCGUGUCCCCCCCAGGCGCACAAGGAGCCGGAGGAGCCGCCCGAUCCCAUCUACCUCAACAUCCAGGAGCUGCGGGAAGAAGCCGCCGCUGCCAGCUCGGUGCCGGAGGAGCCCGGCGGGUCCGUGUCGGACUGGGAGACACACACGGACACGGAGAGUGGACAUUUGUUUUAUUAUAACCCCACGACGGGAGAGACCACGUGGGAUUGUCCCUUUGGGCAGGCGGCCGACGGAGUGAGUCCCGCCGCCUCUCCCGCCUCCUCGCUCGCACACAGCCCGGAGUUUCCCGAGUGGGAGCAGCACGUGGAUGAAGGAAGCGGACAGACUUUUUUCUAUAAUUCGGUAACAGGUGAGACGUCGUGGGACCCCCCCACUGCGGGAGACGCAGGCAGCCCCCAGGAUAUGUACCCUGGGGGGACACGGUACAGCCCCACGGAGCAGAGGCCUCCCACUCCAGAAACAGACUAUCCCGACCUGUCUCCAGAUGAGCUGGAGGGUUAUCCCGAGGAGGAUUACUCGCCCAUGGGCUCCUACGACCAGGGGUCCACUCUCUGCCUGUCCCCAAGGCGCCCUGAGGAGCUGGGCUCACCCCCGGGCUGGUACGGGCACGGCCACCACGAGGGAGUCGUGUUCUACGCUGAGCACUUCUCUGACACGGUGCCAUCAGGUGGCCGCCACCACCGUGCCAGCAGCGGCUCCAGCCAGGACAGCGGGCUCUUCGCCUGGCACGGCACCGUGUCACCGGCACUGGGCAUCAAGGAGGAGAAGUUCAAGAGCCUCGAAAAAGCCGGGGUGCUCAACCGGACCAAGACGGUGGACAGAGGGAAGCGGCUCCGGAAGAACUGGAGCUCCUCCUGGACGGUGCUGGAGGGGGGGAUCCUCACCUUCUUCAAGGACUCCAAGCACUCGGCUGCCGGUGGCUUGCGGCAGCCCAGCACCCUGACCACCCCCGAGCACACGGUGGAGCUGCGUGGGGCCGCCCUGGCUUGGGCUGGCAGGGACAAGUCCAGCAAGAAGAACGUCCUGGAGCUGAGGACGCGGGAGGGCUCCGAGUUCCUCAUCCAGCACGACUCGGAGCAGAUCAUCACCGCCUGGCACAGGGCCAUCGCCGACAGCAUCGGCCGGCGGGGCUCCGACAUCCCCGGAGAGGAGGACGCCGAGAGCGGGGCUGAGUUCGGCUCCCGGGAGAAGCUGGGGAGCGGCGAGGAGAGGAGGGCGGUGGCCGGGCAGGGGCCGGGCAGCGCCAGCGCCGAGAGCGACUCCAGCAGAGUUCGGAACAAACUCCGCAAGUUCCUGCAGAGGCGGCCGACGCUGCAGAGCCUGAGGGAGAGGGGCUACAUCAAGGACCAGGUGUUUGGGUGCUCGCUGCUGGCGCUGUGCGAGCGGGAGCGGGGGACGGUGCCGCGCUUCGUCCUGCAGUGCAUCCAGACCGUGGAGAGGAGAGGUCUGGACAUCGAUGGGCUAUACCGGGUCAGUGGCAACCUGGCCACCAUCCAGAAACUGCGCUACAAGGUGGAGCACGACGAGCAGCUGGACCUGGAUGACGGGCGCUGGGAGGACAUCCACGUUGUCACCGGGGCGGUGAUCGAGCACAGGGAGGAGAACAGGAUGUCGGUGCAGAGCGUCGCCAUCGUCUUCGGGCCCACCCUGCUGCGGCCGGCGAGCGAGGAGGGCAACAUGGCCAUGCACAUGGUCUUCCAGAACCAGGUGGUGGAGCACAUCCUCAACCACUACGGCUACAUCUUCCCGGAGGGAUAAACCCCCAGGACACACCCUCAGCAGUGGGGACUUGACGGAGCAGCUCCUCCAGGAAGGACUCAGAUGUGUCACCGCAGACGAUGGGAGGUGGCCGUGGCUCUACGAAGGACAGAAUGGUGGCCCAGCUCAAGGGAUGGGCACCCCCAGGGGUCCUCCUCGGCCACCCACUCCUACGGGGGCCGGAUCCACCCCAGGGGGGUGUGGGGUUUGUGGGGCCCCCACUGGUCAAUGGACUAUGGAGCCCUGUGGUCCACAGCUUGUCGGGGCCAGCGGCAUUCCCGGGAUGAGAGGAUGGAGGUGCCCAGGCUGGCAGUGCCUGCAGGGACAUGGCACCAGCGGGAGG
Messenger RNA from Manacus vitellinus (golden-collared manakin), 2188 nucleotides. It is a transcript of the gene ARHGAP27, whose product is annotated as Rho GTPase activating protein 27. Lineage: Eukaryota; Metazoa; Chordata; Aves; Passeriformes; Pipridae. Gene Ontology annotation, molecular function: protein binding. Gene Ontology annotation, cellular component: cytoplasm. The record is from RefSeq and is a predicted model, not a curated record. The transcript is spliced from 14 exons. Gene Ontology annotation, biological process: regulation of GTPase activity; signal transduction. Bases 1 to 1845 code for a protein of 614 amino acids.